Molecule: messenger RNA, 4044 nt
Organism: Theobroma cacao (cacao)
Lineage: Eukaryota; Viridiplantae; Streptophyta; Magnoliopsida; Malvales; Malvaceae
Product: fip1 motif-containing protein
Biological process (GO): mRNA processing
Source: RefSeq, a predicted model, not a curated record
GUUCCUUUGACAUUUCGUUUAAUCCCAUUUUUGAGUAUAACGUAAUCGAAGUAUCUCUAAUCUAUGACUGUAACGUUAAACUAGUUUUUGCACCCAAAAAAUGGAUUCGAUGGAUGAUGAUUUUGGUGACUUAUACGCCGACGUUGAAAUCCAAGCUAGCUCAGCGAUCGACGCAUUGUUCAUUGAACCAGAAGACAAUGGCCGUAGCAAUGGCGCCGAAAGCACUGACGGGGAUGAGAAAUUCGACCCCGGUUCAGUUAUGGAAGAUAGUGACAGCGAGGACGAUUUGAACAUUUUGUUGAACGAUGAUGACUGCGAGAAGUUUCCGGUUACCGGUGCGAGGAGUCACGGUGGUGGCUAUGAGGAGGAUGAAGAUAGCGGUUUUGGUGUGGAGGGAACUGGGUCGGAUAAGAUUUCAAGGCGGGUGGAACCGGUUGGUGAUGGGUCGGAGCUGAAUUGUAGUGGAAAUGGUGUAGAAAGAGGGACUGGAGCUAAAACGCAGUUUUCGCUCUUCAAGUAUGUGAGACCUCAUGGAUUACCAUUUUCAAGUAAUGUGAGAGUUACUGGAUGUACUGGUGUUUCACCAUUCUCUUCUACGUCGGCAAGAGGUGAUCGGGAAGAUGAUGUUUACAGCCAGAAAAAGGGUGGAAGCUUGGUUCAGGUUGCUAACAGACAUGCUACCACGAAUUCAUUACCACAUCAAUUUGGAUAUGGUUUUUCUCUUCCAUGGUAUAGGACAAUAUUGGAUAUGAAAAUUGAUGCAUUUGAGGAGAAACCUUGGAGGCAUCCCGGCAUAGAUAUAACAGAUUUCUUCAAUUUUGGUUUCAAUGAGGACAGUUGGAAACGAUACUGUAACUCCCUGGAGAAAUUUCGGCACCGGUCGUCCAGGCAGGCUAGGAUUCCUGUUUAUUUUUCUUCAAAACUUGAUCAGGCUUAUGAAGCUGAGGCUGGGCUUGAGACAGCAACUCAAGAAGCUAUGACUGAGGAUGUAUCUAAAGUUGAACCAUCAUUUAAAUGUGCUGAUAGAGGAGAGAUGCCCUUGGAAUUGCCAAAAGGAAGAGCAAUUCAGGUCGAAGACAGCAUCAAUGAACGCCAACCAUCCAUGGAUCUAAGGCGUCCACGUUUUCAGGAUUCUGAUGUUAUUAUACAGAUAACUGUGCAGGAUUUCACUGUGGAUUCCUCUGAGUCUGCAAGGGAGGAACUAGGUCAUGGUAGAAAGUGUGAAGUGUCAGAAUCUGGGAAGUUGGAUGUGAAGGAUGACAGAGAUGUUUGCUUUUCUGUUAGUGCUGGCGGUGAUGACCUGUCUGGAGAGCAUUGUGCAAGGGUCAGAAAUGCGUCCCUGUCUUGUCCUUUGAGGUCUUUGCAGCCAACAACUGCAUCUAAUCAAACUUCACUGGAGACUAAUAAUCACAGAAAUGACAAGCUCUCUGAUAUGAAUGGGCGUUGUCAUCCAAAUAUGGAUGUUUGCAUAUCAGAAGGAAUUGCUGAAUCAAUGGAAACAACAUAUAAGGAAAAUGAAGUGGCUUGCAGAAAUACUUACCAGUCAGAUCCUUGCAUGAUUGAACCAGAACAAUCACUUGACGAUCGGAGUCAUUUUAGCCCUACACUUUCCUUUUCUGAAAGCAAUUCUGAAGAAAGAUCCAAAGAUAGCGUUCAUGCUGUUUCCAUUGACGGUCCAAGUCCAUUAAGAAGGCAAUCACUAGAUUAUGGCUCUGAAUUGCAGAAGUCAGUUGCAUCUUAUCAUAAAAGUUCCAGAAUUGGUGGCAGCAAAACAAAAUCAGAUGAUGGAGAAAGUUAUUCAAUACAUUCAAGUCCACUCAGAGACAAGCAAAAGCAUGAGAGCUGGAGACACCGACCUCUUGUGAAACAGAGGAUCUUGCAUGAAAGUGAUGAUGACAUUUCUCCAAUACCAGAUGCAGAGUGUGAUAGGAAAAGAUAUCAAAGAUGUAAAAAUCCCAUUGAGGAAGAAAGGAAGCAUCACCGUGGUAGACCUCACGGUAUUACUGAUCAGAAGAUAUAUCCUGAAAACUGCUAUAAAGCUUCCCCUUCAUCAAAUGCACUGAAACUCUGUGAUAAAGAUUACUCAUCUGAUUGUAGCAGACAGAAAGAAAGACUGCAAGAUCUUGGUUAUCAUGACAGAGAAGGUUCCUCAUGCUACAUGGAGAAAGGACCUUGUGUUAAUGGCCAUAAAAGGUUUGCUGACAGCCAUCUUCAGGCUGUCCGCACAAAAGGUCCUCUAAGCUUAAAAGAAGAUUCGGAUCAGUUUGCUGGAAGAGAAUGGAAAAAGGAGUUUUAUCAUGGAAGAAGAGCUGGCAUAGAUAAAGAAGAUGACAUGGAUGGGUUUUGGCAUCAUGGACAAAGACUUCCUGCUCAACAGGGUUUGUUUCCUCACACUUGCAGGGAAUCUGGGAGGUUAGUCUCAAGGUAUUCCUCUGCUUCAAAAGAAAGAGAUAUUCAAUGGAGAAGGGGAUAUGAUGGACUCCAGCUUCGGAAGAAAACUGAUCAUGAUGAUUGUCCAUUAGAUUAUAAGCAUGAAAAUGAACGGUUAAAAGAAACGUAUGGUAGAUCCAUUCCAUUCACUCGUUGUGAAAGGGAUAUGGUUGAACCAUAUGAGAGAUGGCUACCACCAAUUAGGAGAGAAUUCAAAGUUUCUGGCAGAAAAGGUAGAUAUGUUGAUCCUGCCUAUUUCCCUUUGGAUAGACCGUGGCCGAUGGAAAGUGAAGAGUAUCUGAGACACACGUAUUGUAGAUCUCUAGCCUUGGAGACUGACAGAGAACCUUCCGUACCUAAUGGAAGAAGGUGGCGUAACACUUUAUUAUCAAGAAAUGAGGCAUUUGACUCCAAGUUUAUUAAAAGAUACCAUAGACAUCAGAGAAUAGUAUGUCAUGAGGAAGAUGGAGACAAUGGUCGAUGUGGUUGUUAUGAUUAUGUCGAUGACAAUGAAGAUGGUAUCUUGCCAAAUGGGAAUCAAGUUCAGUCGUGGAGAAGGGGCCAUAGUCAGCGAGGUAGAGUAGUACACUGGACGAAGGAUAAACUACUUGGAAAUGAUAGAUUGUUAGCCCAAUGGGUGUCUUUUUCCUGUCAAAAAACUUCUAAGCAUGACUUAAUUCAUGCUAGGCAUGGAUCCCUCCGUGAUGAGAUGCUCAUUAAUGAUUUGAUGUUGGAGCAUCACGGAUAUGAAAUGAUAACUGAAGGAAGUAAUGCCAACUGUCAUGAAAGAAAUUCUAUUAUUAGGCAAAAGCAGAAGGUCCUGAAGGACAGGGACUCAGUUGACUUGAUUGUUGGGGAAGGAAAGUCUUCUGUAAGGCACUUGGAUGGUGGAAGCUUAAUAUGCAAUGGAAGGCUUGAAAAGAUUGGCUUGGAAUUUCCUAUGGAGCAGAAAUCUUUAAGGGAUGUUAAUGACUCUUGUGGAGGCAACAGAGUUAAGACAGACAUCUCAAAUACGGAUGGUAGCAGAACUAUUGAGAAACAGCUUGAUAAGUUUUCAGUUGCAGAGUGUAAUCAAGAUCUGGAUAUUGAGGAGGGUCAGAUUAUAUGUGAAGAACAAAGUAUUAACCUGGAAAAGGAAAAUGUUUCUGAGACUAUGGUGCAAAGGAGCAAGGUCAAGAUGAGAACAUUGCAUGUUGACAGUUCUGACGGAAAUAGAGCUGUGGGUGAAUAUGACAACAAACGGAUAGUGGAGACACUAGCAAAGAUGGAGAAACGAAGGGAACGGUUUAAGGAUCCCAUCACAAUAAAAAUGGAGCCAGACAAGACUUCUGAGCCUCAAGUUGACUUGGUAGUUGACACUAAUGAAAUUAAGCACCAAAGGCCUGCUCGAAAGAGGCGGUGGGGUGUAAGUUAGCUUUUGCAUAAUUUACUCCAUAUCAUCUUAUUUGAAAUAAGAUAUGGUUUUCUCAGGUUUUCUUCGGAAUGACAUGCUGAUUUCAGGUCAAAGGAGGAUUUUAAUUUUCUCCUUUGCUAAUCAUUGAGUUUCUUCCAUAUACAAUAAUGUUGACUGCAAAAAUAACCCUGGCAAAAUUUCAAAGUUCUGUAGUUGUUCCA